Molecule: messenger RNA, 1280 nt
Organism: Lonchura striata (white-rumped munia)
Lineage: Eukaryota; Metazoa; Chordata; Aves; Passeriformes; Estrildidae
Source: RefSeq, a predicted model, not a curated record
AUGUUGGGCUGUUUUUGGGACGUGUCCCGGGCCGUGGAGCUGCUGGAGCGGCUCCAGCGCAGCGGGGAGCUGCCCCCCCAAAAGCUGCAGGCGCUGCAGAGGGUCCUGCAGAGCAAGUUCUGCUCCGCCAUCCGCGAGGUCUACGAGCAGCUCUACGACACCUUGGACAUCGCGGGGAGCCCCGAAAUCCGCGCCCACGCCACGGCCAAGGCCACGGUGGCGGCGUUCGCGGCCAGCGAGGGCCACGCGCACCCGCGGGUGGUGGAGCUGCCCAAGACCGAGGAGGGUUUGGGCUUCAACAUCAUGGGGGGCAAGGAGCAGAACUCGCCCAUCUACAUCUCGCGCGUCAUCCCCGGCGGCGUCGCCGACCGCCACGGCGGCCUCAAACGCGGCGACCAGCUGCUCAGCGUCAACGGCGUGAGCGUGGAGGGGGAGCAGCACGAGCGCGCGGUGGAGCUGCUGAAGGCGGCGCAGGGCUCGGUGAAGCUCGUGGUCCGGUACACGCCGCGCGUGCUGGAGGAGAUGGAGGCGCGCUUCGAGAAGCUGCGAACGGCGCGGCGCCGGCAGCACAACAGCUACUCGUCGCUGGAAUCGAGGGGGUAGAACCCCCCAGGACCCCCCCAGACAACCCUGGGACCACCCGGAACACCCCAAAAUCACCUGGGACCCCCCCCAGGACACCCCAAAAUCACCUGGGACCCCCCAGGACGCCCUGGGACCACCCAGGACCCCCCAAAAUCACCUGGGACCCCUCUGGGACCUCUCUGGGACCCCCCAGGACCCCCCAAAGUCCCCCCGGACACCCCAAAGUCACUUGCGACCCCCCCGGGACCCCCUGGGACACCCCUGGGACCACCCGAGACACCCCAAAGUCACCUGGGACCCCUCUGGGACAUCUCUGGUACCCCCCAAAAUCACCUGGGACCCCCACCCAGGACACCCCAGAGUCACCUGGGACCCCCACGGGACCCCUUUGGGACCCCCCAGGACCCUCCAGGAACCCCCAGGAUCCCCCAAAGUCACCUGGGACUCCCCAGGAACCCCCAAAGUCCCCCUUGGACCCCUCUGGGACCCCCCAGGAUGCCCCAAAGUUACCUGGGACCCCCCCUGGGACCUCUUUGGGACCCCCCAGGACCCCUCUAGGACCCCCCAGGACCCCCCAAAAUCACCCGGGACCCCCCAGGACCCCUCUGGGACCCCCCCGUGUACAUUGGGGGAUUUCUGUACAGUAUUUAUUGGCGACUAUUUAAAGUUGUGGCCCAGGUGGGUCACCUGAGUCA